UAUUGUUAAUUAAAUAUGAACAGCCCUGAACCGUUGUUAAAAGAGAUUCUCAAGGAUGCUCUCGCACAUCUGCAAGAACCUUUAUUAUUUCAAAACAUGUUGCAAGACCCCGACGGUUCGCACGAGUGGAAACUGCUCGAAUGGGAUUUCUCGGAGUUCGCUGAUAAAUUGGGAAAUAUAAAACUGCCGUUUCGAGUUGGUUAUAAUGCCAGACUUACGAGUCCUCAAUGGGAAAGACAUUGCUCUGUAAAAUACAUGACAUUGCAGGAGUUUGCUGAGAAUAAAGAAGAAUCAGAGGAUGAGAUGUGGUAUUACUUUGAUUACAAGUAUAUGCAAGAAUGGUUUAACGAUAAGCCAGAAAUUCUGGCUUCAUUGAACUGGCGCAAGUUUGGGAUCGAUAAGGAUGGGUCGGAUUCAACUCUGUGGAUUGGAAGCAAAGGUGCUCAUACUAAUUGUCAUCAGGAUUCCUAUGGUUACAAUUUGGUAGCUCAAAUACAUGGCAGGAAAGAAUGGUUGCUUUUCCCGCCAAGUUCGAGCAAUUUUCUAGAACCAACGAGGAUUCCUUAUGAGGAAUCAACUGUAUAUAGCAGAUUUAAUUUCUUUUGUCUGAGCAAGGAGGAUGAGAAGAAAGUAUUGGAUGUACCAUAUAAACCAAAAGUAAUAAUUCUUGAGCCUGGAGAUGUUUUAUUCGUGCCUUGGGGCUGGUGGCAUUAUGUUGAGUCUCUGGAUCACAGUAUGAGUAUUAACGUAUGGUUGCCAUUGAAAGAGGAUAGCAGAGCACGGCUCAAGGAAGCUCUUGUUAAAUUAACAGUGGCUACAAUUGGAGGCCAGAAGUAUUCAGCAUCUGAGGAUGAAGAUAGCGAUGUGUCUUAUUACACUGGAUUGAUCGAUGCUGCUCUUCAGGAAUGCAAAAGCGACGUCGAGAAUGCGUCAGAAUUUCCUUCUGUAAAAAGAACAAAAUAUUCUUCGUGGACUGUGGAAGAUUUAAUCACACAGUAUCCUGAAUAUGUUAGGCCAUUACAUAAUUUAGAAGAUCGUGAAUUACAAAGGUUCCUUCAAGAAAAACAGGAAAGAUUUCCUAAGAGUAAUUCCACUCAGAAGCUACCUCAACAGUCGACAGAUAUUAAAACAAUACCUCCACUUGGAACAUCCUUGGAAUCUAUUAUCAAUGCGUUAUGCCAUCCAGAUGUAGUUACUAAAGCAGCAGAAUUAUUAUUAAAUAAUACACAAGGAUAAUAAAAGAGCAAUUUAUUUCAUUGUAUAUCUAAAAAUGAUAAUUAA
Molecule: messenger RNA, 1281 nt
Organism: Dinoponera quadriceps
Lineage: Eukaryota; Metazoa; Arthropoda; Insecta; Hymenoptera; Formicidae
Gene: HSPBAP1
Product: HSPB1-associated protein 1
Exons: 4
Coding region: 16-1236 (406 amino acids)
Molecular function (GO): 2-oxoglutarate-dependent dioxygenase activity
Source: RefSeq, a predicted model, not a curated record